Messenger RNA from Notodromas monacha, 1584 nucleotides. The record is from the annotation of a GenBank genome assembly. Lineage: Eukaryota; Metazoa; Arthropoda; Ostracoda; Podocopida; Cyprididae.
AUGAAGAUGAGGAGGAUUAUUAAGAAGCCCAAGAAACUGUCGGAAACAAUUGAUCAGUGUCAUGAUGCGGACUGUGACGAUGAUGAUGAUGAAAACCGAAAUCCAGGUGGUGACAAUAACAAGAAUAAGAAGCGGAAAAUAACAACAAAUAAGAUUCUAGGUGAAAGAGAUGAGAACCUGAUCAAUUGUGAUGAACACGUACUCUACACAGCAUUGGAUAAGAAGGUUAGCAGGCUACAUGCAAUACCUGAAGAAUCGAUGGAAUCGAUGACUGAAAUGAGAACCACACAAACUGGACUGGAAGAGGAUACUGCGCCGGAUGCAUCCAAAAAAGCAAAUGAAGGUAGUCUUCCAUGCUCCAACGGUUUCCUGAACCUAACUCCCCUUCAAGCAUGCAGGAGAAAAGAAGUUCGAGUGAUGCUAGAAGACAACUCAGCAGCAGCAAGGGCCCUCAUAGGACCUCAGGAUAGGAGUGAAGCGUCCGAAUUGAGUUAUGCAUCUGAUGUUCGACAAGCAAUAAUUCUUUCAAAUGGAUAUGCAGAAAGUGGGUACGCAACGACAUACAACAAUAAUCAUCAGCAGCAGGCAGUACAUCAUCAGACAAUGGAAUAUCCAACAGCACAGGAAAUGUCACUGCCCCAACCUUACGUUAAUGAUCAACUGAUGGGUGGAAUUCGGUCAUUGAUACAAGAUGCCGUACAGGAAGGCAUACAAAAAGGAAUUCAGGAAGGCAUACAAAAAGGAAUUCAGGAAAUGAAUGGCAUACAGGAAGAUAUACACAAAGGAAUUCAGGAACUGACGCUACGAUUUGAGCAGUUUCUGGGAGAUAUGCAUGUGCAACUGGAUCAGACAUGCAGCAGAACUUCUGUCAUGAACAUUCCAACCAGAAAAGAAUGUGAAGAUCCUUCGAGCUUAGGCAUUUCUUGGCCUAUCAAGACGAGGAAGGAGCUGAUUGAAGUUGAUCACGUUUUGUCUAACGAAACAAUGCGUGUUAAAUUGUUGAUUUGGGUGAAGGGGCUGAAGGAAGAAGGGACGAAAAGUAAGAAAGCGCAAGCAAUUUACUACCUCAUGGGAAGAAUGUUCUAUCAAAGGAUGUUACUUCAAGUUUAUGCUGCCAACAGGAAAGUGAAUGCAAGUGAAGAAAAAGAUGAUGACGUAGAUGGCGACGAAAUAGAUGAAGAUGAUGCUGAAUUUCUGGAUCAUGAUGACGCGCCUCUGAACAUGAAGUUGCGCCUGGAGAAGGAAAACUUGAGAAUACCUUUGAACAAACUCAAGGGCAUCAUGGCUUUCUUCAUGCACUACGCAGCUGCUGUAAGGGACAACGACAGCAGUUCUGCCGAUAAAGGAAGAGAAAACGGUGCUUCAAUGGUAUCUGAAGAAUGCAUAAAGUCACGAAUCAACCUAGCCAUAAGGAAACUGAGAAGAGACGAGAGGAAGAAAAGAAAUUUGGAACGAAAGAAGAAGGACCCAACCUUCAAGAAACCCGUCUACCCUUCUUCAAUAGGAUCUGAGAAAUUGGUUUUUUCGAUAGGGGUGUCAACGGAUCUGAGAAUCGUAUCGUACGGCGUAUCGUACGCCUUUUGA